CUUGAAUCUCCCUACCCACUUCACCAAAACGGAAACCAGAAGCGAAGCAGUGGUUUGCUCCCGAUCGAGAUAUCUUAGCAAAAACCAGGUUGAAGGAGGCAUUUGAAGAUGUCUGGUCGUGGGAAGGGUGGUAAGGGUUUGGGCAAAGGAGGAGCGAAGCGUCACAGGAAGGUUUUGCGAGACAAUAUCCAGGGCAUCACUAAGCCUGCAAUUCGUCGACUUGCAAGGAGAGGAGGUGUUAAGAGGAUCAGUGGUCUCAUUUACGAAGAGACAAGGGGUGUUCUCAAGAUCUUCCUUGAGAAUGUCAUUCGUGAUGCUGUGACUUAUACAGAGCACGCAAGGAGGAAGACAGUGACGGCCAUGGAUGUCGUCUAUGCCCUGAAGAGGCAGGGAAGAACCCUCUACGGAUUCGGUGGUUAAGGCUUUUCUUUUGUGUUUUAUUGCUGUAUUUUCUGAAAUAUUAUUAGUGAUUGUUGAUGCUGGCUGAACUUUUUCCUGAAUUUCACAAAUUUCUGAAAUAUUAAUGACAAGAACGGUUGUCUUA
This is a messenger RNA of Macadamia integrifolia, 544 nucleotides long. Its product is annotated as histone H4. The record is from RefSeq and is a predicted model, not a curated record. Gene Ontology annotation, cellular component: nucleosome. The transcript has a single exon. Gene Ontology annotation, biological process: nucleosome assembly. Gene Ontology annotation, molecular function: protein heterodimerization activity; structural constituent of chromatin; DNA binding. Lineage: Eukaryota; Viridiplantae; Streptophyta; Magnoliopsida; Proteales; Proteaceae. Bases 109 to 420 code for a protein of 103 amino acids.